Myotis brandtii (Brandt's bat) is the source of this 942-nucleotide messenger RNA. Its product is annotated as olfactory receptor 51A7. The coding region runs from base 1 to 942 and encodes 313 amino acids. The record is from RefSeq and is a predicted model, not a curated record. Gene Ontology annotation, cellular component: membrane. NCBI's taxonomy places the organism in Eukaryota, Metazoa, Chordata, Mammalia, Chiroptera, Vespertilionidae. The transcript has a single exon. Gene Ontology annotation, molecular function: G protein-coupled receptor activity; olfactory receptor activity. Gene Ontology annotation, biological process: G protein-coupled receptor signaling pathway.
AUGUCAGUCUUUAAUACCUCUGAAGUGGAAAUCUCUACCUUCUUCCUCGUUGGGAUCCCAGGGAUGGAACAUGCUCACAUUUGGUUCGCCAUCCCCAUUUGCCUCAUGUACCUCAUUGCCAUCCUGGGGAACUGUACCAUCCUAUAUCUCAUAAAAACAGAGACCUCUCUGCAUGAGCCUAUGUACUAUUUCCUCUCCAUGCUGGCCUUCUCUGACCUCGGACUGUCCAUUUCCUCGCUUCCAACCAUGCUGAGAAUCUUCCUGUUCAAUGCCACUGGAAUUUCCCCUGAUGCCUGCUUUGCCCAAGAGUUCUUCAUUCAUGUAUUCUCAGCUAUGGAGUCAUCAGUUCUUCUUAUCAUGUCUGUGGACCGCUUCAUAGCUAUCUACAACCCUCUGAAAUACACCUCCAUUUUGACCAGUGUCAGAGUCAUUAAAAUCAGCCUUAUAUUUGCCUCAUUAAGUAUUUCACUUGUCCUCCCUUUCCCCUUUAUUCUAAAGAGGCUGAGAUUCUGUAAGAAAAACCUUCUAUCUCACUCCUACUGCCUUCACCAGGAUGUCAUGAAGCUGGCCUGUUCUGACAACAGGGUCAAUGUAAUCUAUGGGCUGUUUGUGGCUCAAACAGCUAUGUUAGUGUUGGUGUGCAUUUCUGUGUCUUAUAUGCUGAUCUUGAAAAUAGUAUUGGGCAUUGCCUCACACAAAGGCCGCCUCAAGGUCCUCAACACUUGCAUCUCCCACAUUUGUGCGGUGCUCAUCUUCUAUGUGCCUAUUGUCACCUUGGCUGCCCUUCCUCGCUUUGCCAAAAGGGUUUCGCCAGUUAUUACGGUCAUCAUAGCUGAUAUCUUCCUUUUGGUUCCCCCACUAAUGAAUCCCAUUGUGUACUCUGUAAAGAGUCAGCAGAUUAGAAAUCGGAUCCUGGUGAAAUUAUGUGACAAACAAGGUUGA